Messenger RNA from Naegleria lovaniensis, 441 nucleotides. RefSeq lists its product as uncharacterized. Lineage: Eukaryota; Heterolobosea; Eutetramitea; Acrasida; Naegleriidae. The record is from RefSeq and is a predicted model, not a curated record. The transcript has a single exon. Bases 1 to 441 code for a protein of 146 amino acids.
AUGAGCCUACUAGAUCUACAUUCUGUUACGAUUUUUGAUAACUCUACCCAAUCAUCAUUAAUUCCUUUCCAAUCCCUGCUUGAGGAUGGACUAGAUUUAUCAUUCACAUUCCGAGUGUUGCAAGAUUUGAAACAAGUUUAUUGGAAUAUUUAUUAUGUUGUAGAUUUAGCCAACAGCAAACAAAUUGUUCCUGUGGGGAAAAGUAAUGUGUUUGAUUAUAGAGCAUCAUCAACUGAGUUUGAACAAUUUAAAUAUUCCGUUGACAAACUUCCUCUUGAAAACAUUCCAAUGAUCUUAUUGAAUAAUGUAGGCUCACUUGUGGCCUCUCUUCGCAAUAGCAACGAUGACUCGGAAUUGUUUAAAUGCUCCAUAGUAGUGCAAUCAGAAAGAAAUGAGCGAGAUGGAAAAUUAUAUCGCAAUAUUCUGAAUCCCAUGGAGUAA